Molecule: messenger RNA, 976 nt
Organism: Mixia osmundae IAM 14324
Lineage: Eukaryota; Fungi; Basidiomycota; Mixiomycetes; Mixiales; Mixiaceae
Exons: 3
Coding region: 44-976 (310 amino acids)
Cellular component (GO): prospore membrane; lipid droplet; ascospore wall
Source: RefSeq, a predicted model, not a curated record
GACCUCACAGUCAAAGCUCUGGUCUUCUGUCGCUCGGCUGAACAUGUCGAACUCGGACGACUCGACAUCGCGCAUCACUCGGACCGCCAAGUCGAAGCUAUCGAAAAGCGCUCAAGCAGCAGCGCAAGAUGUCAACAAAGAGCUCUCGCAAUAUGCCUCUCUUGGCAAAGACUUCGCGAGCAGUGGCACUUAUCUGUACCCCUUGCAAGGCAUCCUCUACGCUGUACAGCAUCCAGGACUGCUCAUGUCUGUCAAGGGCGUCCUCGUCAAGUGCCUGACGGCGAGCACGAUCACUGUCGUCUUGAUGUUCAUUCUGACCUAUCUGCCUCAAGUCGGCAUGCUGGCCUUUGUUUCUGGCCCAUUGGCAUUCAUUGCGGCCGUUCCACUCGUACUCAGCGAAAGUGCGGCGAUCAUCACAUUCAUCUGUCGCGCAUUUCUCCUUGCAGAUGCACUGGAUCUGAUCUUCGACGAAGUCAUGAUACAAAAAGGCCACUCUGAGCUUGUGUCGAACGGGCGACAGAUCUCUGGUGGCAGAAUAGGUAAGAACAAGGUGCAGCAACUGGGCAAGAGCAUCAUGAAGCCACUCAAUCGCUUCUCGCUUACCUCAAUCUUCCGCUAUGUCAUCACCUUGCCACUUAACGCCAUUCCUGGCAUUGGUACAGCACUCUUCCUGCUCUGGAACGGCAGCAGAAGUGGACCGUCAUACCAUGAACGGUACUUCCAGCUCAAGGGCUUGAAGGGCAAGGAUCGGCAAGACUUCGUCGCAAAGCAGAACGGCGGUUACACCGGAUUCGGUGUGGCAGCGCUCUCGCUCAGCUUGGUACCCAUCGUAUCGAUCCCUCUGCUCUUUACAACUCAGAUCGGUGCCGCCUUAUGGGCGGCCAAUCUCGAGUCGAAGCUCAGAGACGGCAAGCCAGGCAACGUGGAGCAGGAGACGCAAGCAGAAGUGCAAACAGAAACCCGCACAGAGCUAUAG